AUGCCGGUGCGUAAAGCUUUCUAUGGACUUGUGUACAAUUCUACGAGAACGGAAAAUGAGAGCAGCAAUGGGUUGAGCCCACAAGUGUUGGCCGAUCUCGUCGGUUGCAUGCCCGUCUCGCGCUGGAAAGAGCAUCAAAAGUUGGACAGUGAAACCUAUCGGGGAUUCAUCACGGCCAAUAUAAAAGACAGUUUAUUCCACGCGGUGCGAAUUUUGUGGUCUCGCCGAGUGCACCGUUUACCGAUCAUGGACAAAUCGACCAACGAUUGCAUGUUCAUUCUCACACAUCGGCGAAUUUUGCACUUCUUGUGGAAUUACUGUCUCCUUUUGCCCCGACCUGCCUACAUGAGUGAAAGCAUUCAAAAGCUUCAACUCGGCUGCUGGAAAGAUAUCAUCUAUGUCGAAGAAAGAACCCCUCUAAUCGAUGUGCUUGAUCUUCUCAUCGAUCAACGCGUCAGUGGCGUUCCAGUCGUGGAAAAUGGCUCUAAAAAGCUAGUCAAUGUUUACACGCGAUUCGACGCGAUUGCUGUUGGAUUUGAUGAGAAUUUCCCGAAACUCGACAUGUCCGUCGAAGAAGCGGGUGGUACAAGUGGCGGUGAUUCGGUGGUGACCGUCGCCGAGAACGCCACGAUGUGGACGGUGCUCGAGGUGUUCAUUGAGAGAAAUGUACAUAGACUUUUUGCAAUCGAUGACAACAAUAAUUUGAAGGGAGUGAUCUCAUUGUCGGACAUGAUUUGGUACAUGGUAAUCCGGCCAUACGAGGAUAAACACAAAACGAUGAAAAAGAGUCAA
Messenger RNA from Mesorhabditis belari, 792 nucleotides. Lineage: Eukaryota; Metazoa; Nematoda; Chromadorea; Rhabditida; Rhabditidae. The record is from the annotation of a GenBank genome assembly.